AUGUCUGUUUGCAACAAGCAUGUUGAAUGCCCUUCGAAGGCAUACGCCAAUUCUAAAUCCACUGAACGCAAACUCUUGAAUCUUGAACAAAUACUGGGCUUGAAAAAUGGGUGUAUCUCUAAUUUUCCCUUUAAACAACUUGAUGGUUCAUUGCCCGAACUGCCAAAGAAUGGAUCUCUUCAAUACCUGGACUUAUACUUAACCAACACUAAUUUUUCAGGGGUGUUGCCAAUCUCUAUUGGCAACCUCAAAAUGUUGUCCGCAGUUCAUAUUGGAUUUUGUAAUUUCACGGGAUCAAUCCCCAAGUCAGUGGCAAACCUUACACAGCUGGUUUCUCUGAGCAUGUAUAGAAACCAGUCAAACAACUUUGUAGGUUCAGUUCCCCCAUUCAGUAUGGCCAAGAAUCAGGAGGAAAUAGAUCUUUCUUCAAAUAGUCUAACAGGUAAUAUUAAUUCCACCCAAUGGGGUAACCUUUCUAAACUACUCCAUCUCGACUUGGAAAGAAAUAUGCUCGACGGGAACAUUCCAUCAUCUCUGUUUACUCUUCCCUUGCUCGAGUUGUUUCUUUCAGCCAAUCAAUUCUCUGGUCAUUUUCCUCAAGAUUUUAAUUUCUCUGCAAGCUCCAUCCAGAGUCUUUAUUUGCAAGGCAAAAAUCUAGAAGGACCAAUACCCUUGUCCCUCUUUGACAUGCGGUACCUUACUACACUCUAUCUUGGUUAUAACAAGUUCAGUGGCUCAUUUCCUCUUGAUCAUAUUCAACGAUUGAGAAAUUUGAGUCUGACAACAAUCCCUAAUUUCUUAAGAGAUCAGACCAUAUUUACUGUACUGGACCUUUCAGACAACCAGAUACGUGGUGAAAUACCCAACUGGAUUUGGCAACUCAGUUCUCUUAGUGAGCUAAAUCUUUCUUGCAACUACCUCGAAACUCUGGAAGGUCCUUUAGUUGAUGUCACUUCUCCCUAUAUUCUAACUGUCUUCACCUCGAUUGACUUCUCAUGGAACAAGUUUAAGGGAUCAAUACCGAAGGAAAUUAAAGAACUCAAAUCACUGGUUGUCCUCAACUUCUCAAAUAAUGCUUUCACAGGCGCAAUUCCAUCAUCGUUAAGCAACUUGAGUCAGCUAGAGUCCUUGGACCUGUCAAAGAACAACCUGAGCAGGCAAAUUCCACAACUUACACAGCUCACCUUCCUUUCAUUCUUGAAUCUCUCAUACAAUUUACUGGUAGGCAGAAUUCCAAGCGGUAACCAGUUCUCAACAUUUCUAAAAGCUUCCUUUGAAGGAAACAAAGAUUUGACAGGGCCUCCCUUGACCGAAGAUAACAGAACGGUGUUGUCACCUCCAACAACGGAAAGAAGCAAUCGAGAUUCUAGAGAUGAGAUUGGUUGGAAUAUUAUCAGUGUCGAGAUUGGAUUUACAUGUGGGUUCGGCAUUGCUAUUGGAUCACUCUUGUUUUCCACAAGAUGGAGGAAAUGGUAUUCCAGUGCUAUCCUUGUAAAGAUAUUUCCUCAGCUGGAACAAAGAUUUGGUUAUCACAGAAGACAUGUGUACAUAGGUGAAAGGUACUGGAGACGUUGA
Messenger RNA from Argentina anserina (silverweed cinquefoil), 1575 nucleotides. RefSeq names its product receptor-like protein 43. NCBI's taxonomy places the organism in Eukaryota, Viridiplantae, Streptophyta, Magnoliopsida, Rosales, Rosaceae. Gene Ontology annotation, molecular function: protein binding. The record is from RefSeq and is a predicted model, not a curated record.